AUACGUUCGAAACAAACUUUGGGGCUCACCCAAAGAAGUCGGCUCCUCCUGUUGGUCUGGGCCUCCAAGACCAGAGAAAAAUGCGUCUUCAUACUAUUUUUGAAGAUCAGCAACUUGAAGUUGAACCUGGUGCCGGGGAACAAGACAUUUUUUCGGGUAUCAUGUCACGAUCAAGUGAAGAACAGAAGAAGAUGAACAAGAUGAAGUUGAAGAAUACUGAUCAUGUAAAUGAGCAAGAAAGUUCUUAUAACAGCGAACAUGGCAAAGGUAAAAUAAAUGGCAAGAACGAGAACAACCACGCAGGCCAAAGAGUUCCUGGGCAUCCUUGGAUAGUGAAGCCCAAGUCUCCCGAUCUACAUCUUGGUGAAGAUUCGAAAUCAAAUACUAGGAAGAGGACUCUGGCAGAAGUGAAUGCCAUCCAAGACCAAGUUAAUUUGGAGCUUCAACAUGCUCAAGGCGAUGAAUAUGGGGGGCAACUCAUUAAGGCAUUCACGAUUUUUUAUUCAUUCCCUAUUCAUUUCCACAAGUUCAUCAUCUACUUCUUAUAAUUUAGGCAUCUUAAUCAUAUUUUUCAGAGAUACCCUGGUUCAACAAAAUGUGAAUUUCGGUAAGAGAGCUGCUCUAAGCUUCUGCUAGGUGGUCGCAGCAUCAUGUAUGGACCACCGCCACUGGACGGGGGGAAGCUUGGACCGUUUUUUGGGUACCAACACGGGCCAGCUGAACAGAAGGGGCCUCGUUUGACUAUGCUUCAGCACGACUACUUUUACGACGGACCAUCACCAUUUCCAGUACGUGGGAAACCUCUUCCAAAGGAGGGGCGGCUGCAGAUUCCUGGGAAAGGGAACAACGUGAAAGGUGGAAUUCCGCCGCCACCAGUUGGGCCUUUGACUAUUGAGAUGAAUGGUAGUUGUACCACAUCGCGUCCGAAAAUUGUGGGAUCGUUAGGAAAAGCGGUGCCGUACUAUAAGAACAGCAGUGCUGCCACGCCGACGUCCUCGUUAACUGUGGGAGCUGGCAUUAUGUUGGCUGGUUCAGAGUCAGACAGGUCUCCCAUUUUUAGUACAUCUUCACAAGAGGACACGAGGGGGGAUUCAUUUCCUUCUACUGGGAGUUCAUCUUGCAUUGUCAAAAGGGAAGGACAAAAAAGUAGAAGGCCAUUGAUAUCACCUCGCAAGUACUAUUUGCAUUCUAUAGUUUCUUGUUCUAAGAAUACAAAUACUACAACUUCUAGAACUUGUUCGUCGAGUACGAGCACUGGUGUGCCGUCCUUCAGUUCGCCAGCACUAUCAGGAAUGCCAAGUAGUUCCGCGUCAUCUUCUACUUCUUGCUUCGACGAAAAACUUGAUCCGUCCUCAACAGCUGACGAAGGGCAGAUCUUUGGCUGUGGGUUGACGCCUGGACUCCAGGACACAGACGCAAUGGCUAGCUUAACUGUGGUCGACAAUCAAGUAGAUCCGUGUCCGUCCCUUGACGAACAGACGGAUUCGUCCUCCAAGAAAAGCUGUGGAAAUUUUUAUGCUCUUCAACGUUUUGUACUAAGUGGAAAAGAGUAGUAAGUUGUAGUGACAUAGACACUGACAAGCAAUCUAUUUCAUUUUAAUCAGCAAGAAGAACUGCUGACCUCGCAGUGACAACAAGUACAGUAAAACCUUGUGGGCGGGCUGUGACGACGGUCCUCCACCGUACUUGACGAGGAUUAUUUCUAAUCAUGACGGGAAAAUGAUCAUGAAUAAAGAACUGCUCUUCCAGUUAUUACUUCUCUCUAAAACCGCAACCGGUUGUCUUCGCCCUCCUCGUCCGCACCGGCUGUCGACGUAUCGUCGAGCGCCACGCCUGCUCCAUGCCUAAGUGCAGUUGUGGGCAAGCGCGCCGCAGACUCAGUAUCGCCCGGAGGGCUGCACCUACAAGUCGAAGUAGCUCAGAAGCGCCAGAAAAUUGGAGACUCUCAUGAGCAAACGGUAAAACUGAUUCUUUGUAAGUAAGUAGCUCACUGUGCUUGAUGAAUCGACUACUUGUUCUGUAUAUUCUUCCAUAUCUUCAGCUGAUAUAACGACUACUUCUGUUCCUUGUUUUCGACCACUUCACGUAUAAGGCUCAUUGAUAGACAUUUACAGGCUGCCGAUAUUCGACAGACGAUGGACCAUAAGCUUGCCAUGCUGCACUUGAAUGAGCGACAGCUGGAUCAUUCCUAUCAGAUUUAUAGAGCGGCAGCCCAAAAGCACUCGGAUGACCUUAUAGAGGGUGAGAAGGUGCGCAGGCAGUUGGAACAAUUAUGGUUGUCAAGAACCAGUAGAAGUAGAUUUGGGCAGGUACCCUAGUACAACUAAGUACUUUUAAUACAACUUACGAUAAUAAUAUGAUCUUGAUGGAUAUGUCAGUAGUUUUUUACCCAUAGUGACCUUCUAUGAAGGUCAUGACACAACAAGAAAGACGACGACAUUUGAAGGACACAGAAUCCACCUCUAGUACUUUUAGACCAGGAUUUUCCUCGUUGCACGACCUUUUUUUUUUUUCGUUUUUGGCUCGCCUAAGGAGGCCCAAUUCUCUAUGGACCGACGUCGCCACUCCGCUAGCCUCGCAGUGGACCCGCUGAGCCGGAGCCCCUCGUCUGGGAUGGCAACCUGUGGACUUCGUAGGCGUCCCAGGAGGAGCCGCUUCGCUUCGGAGGCUCUGGUCUGGGAGGCUUGGGAGGGGGUCAAAAGGGGGGGCAAAAAGGGCCCACUUUGACCCCCCCAGGCCCCCUAAAGUGGGGCCGUUUUAAUGCCGAAAAAAGUGUCGACAUUUUAUUUCCAAAAAUGGGGUGCAAAAUGACCCCCAUUUUUGUCGCCUCUUUUUUUUUCAAAAUGGGCCCGCUUUGCGUACCCCGUGGUUGGCUCCGCCGUUUGGUCUAGGUUUGCCAUCAUUCAUGGGGGGCCGGAUCGCCUUGGGAGGUGCUCCGCUGUCGAUAUCGACGGCGCCAAGGGCCCAUGGUCGCGCAGCGUCCAAGGCGUAGGGGAGCUCGCCAGGCCUUGCCACUAGCGGCAUUUUUGAAAAAAAAGCAAGGUUGUGCAACGAGAAAAAUCCUGGUCUAAUACUUCUCCUUCUCUCUAAGUGUUGGCCAAGGUCAUAAUCCUAAUGGAUUCACAAAGAUCACAAGGAUAAAGAUCAGCAAAAUGACCAAGAUCGCCAGGCAAAAGGUUACCGGAGCACCAUCCAAACGCCCGACGGGUUUACCGUCGCGCGGGUGUCUCUGGCUUCUCCUCUCUCUCUCGUUUGUGGCUCAAGCCUCCCAACACAGUCAAGGACAAAACAACACCGGAAUGAUCUCAGAGAUAACCUACAGACCUAAACGCAUAUGGUUCCAAAAUCAAUGAUCAACAGGCAAAGGACCUUCAACGUAUUCAGAUAGAAGAAAUGAUGAAUGUUUCAUAGCUGUAAUCAGGUCCAUAAUGUCUUGUCAAGUUCUGAUCAAUGAUAAACGCCAGUGCAUGGCGAUCGUAUGAAUCAAUGAUGAUAGCAUAAGCGUUUCCAUGUGAAGCAUAUGAAAGCUUCCCCAUGCAGCAUGGUAUCCCAAUGAUGAAGCUGAGACUUCCUCCUUGCAACCCCAAUGAAUAUCCACAGGGAUCAAAGCAGCCAGAGACCAUUAGUCUCAGGCUGUGAGUGCAAAUUGUGCAAACAGUAUCACUCUCAAGUGUCUCUCACCGAGAAACUAGACGCGACUUAACAGUCUGUGUUCGAAUGUAUCCAGCACUACUUUGACCCUUGAGCUUAGUAUAGAGUAGAAAUCCAUCUAGAAACAACUUUUCAAAAUGUCCUGCGAUGCGAAAGAAAUUUCGAAGAAACUCGGACAGAAGUCCGACUGGCGAGCGUGGCAACUUGCCAUACGUCAGGAAGCUAGCCGUCUCGGCCUGCUUCAAAACUACACGAAUGUAGUCGGCAUUCCGGCAGCUCCUCAUGGUAUUCCUAACGGGGUUACCAAUCGGGAGGAAACAAUUCGGCAGAAGUGGCGCAACCUGAAAGAUGCGAUCACUCGUAGUCUGAAAGGUGCCGCUGCGUCGUUCAUCAACAACCAGAACGAUAAUGGGCAGGUGGAUGCGAUGGAUGCAGGUGAGGUUGUUGUGCUCCUUCGUGAUGUAGGACACUUCGAUCAAAACAACCGUCAGGAACAACGGAUGAAAGUAAAACCGCUUACGGAUGGUGUGUUGAAGUUCCACAACGCGGAUCAGCCUGCAGAUGUCACGGGAUUCUUGUCGAAAGUCCGAGACAUCAUGAACCAGUCGCCCACCGUGUACCCGCCGGAAGCAGGAGUGCCAGAAAGUGACCAGCAAAAUGGUGCACUGCUACAGAAGUUGCCCGAGCUGUUCUGCAAGAACUUCAAGGCAACGAUCGAACGCAUGCAGGAAGAAGAUGGUCUGACAUUUGACCAGAUUGGUGACCGACUUGAAAAGCGUCUUGCGACGUUGAUCGAGGAGGGAACCUACAAAGUUGAGAACGAUUCCUUCGGGAAGGCGUUCCCGGUCAAUGUUCAGGAGACCUCGAAUAAACGUUCUCGUGAAGAGGAGGAUGACGAGGAAAAGGCCAAUGAAGGUGGUAAGAUCUUUCUGUCUAAAAGUGCUCUCAAGCGCUUCAAGGCAAACACAAAGAAGAAGAUCGCCGCCGAGGUCUAUGCCUCCAAUUCGAACGGCAAAGGAAAGCCGCAGAACAAAAAUAAUAAAGGUUCUGGAAAACAAGAUACCCGCCCAGUCUGUUGGAUCUGCAACAAACCGGGUCACAAAUCCGCGUCUUGUUGGAAGAAUCCACAGAACCAGGCAAACUGGAACUGGAACACCAAUUCCCAAUCUAGUAGUGCUAUGGGUAAAGGUGGAAAGGGUAAUGGCAUGGUUCACAUGUCUGCAGUUGCGGAGCUGUGGCAAGCUCUCAACGGCGGAAAGCAGAGCUGAGUUGCGGAACCAGUGGAAAGCGGAUUUUGCUCGCUGAACUUGGAUGAAGAUGAGGGUGAAGAAAUGAAUAUAAAUAACAUUGGGGAGGUAAAACUUGUGGGACAUAGUCUUUCAACUAGUUCCAUUUUUACUGCAAGAGAAGAAGUUAGUCUGGUUGAUAGUUGCGCAAACAAAUAUCCUUCAAGACACAAAGAUGAUUUUAGUGAAAUAACUAUGAAAAUUUGUAGGAUUACUGGUAGCGCUGGAAGUAAAGACGGAAGAGUAGGAAAACUAAAGUCAAACCCCCUAGGGCUCCAGUAUGGUGCUUAUUAUGAUUCACUACCAAAGGGCUUAGAUCGUAUUAUACCUUGGUUAGGUGAAGGGAACUGCUCGCAAUUAGGAUGGGAAUUCAACUUCAAAGGCACAGGGGGUUGUCUCGUACAUACGGACACCGGCCAGGCCAUACCCAUAAGAAGUCAUCCACGCUUGCAGCUUCCCAUACUUGCAUACAACUUAUUUAAAGAAGAGACUGAUAAAGGUUAUAUUUGUUCAACAGUAGAAGAAGGAGUCAGUAGUUGCUAUCUUACAAGACUCGAACUUCAUAGAAGAUGUGGGCACUUUCAUAUAGAUGGCCUCCAGGUAAAUUGCCCUGAGUGUGAUCUACAUAAAGGCCAACGCGCACCACAUGCAAAAGCUAGAGAUGCUUCAAACUAUAAACCUGAACCAUUGAAGUUACUAGCAAUCGACUUUGCUGUUGGAAUCAAACCCGUAUCAGUCAGGUCAAAGAGAUGUGUACUAGUGACCAUCUGUGAUGUAAUUAAGAAGGUGAUCUGUCGACCGCUUAAGCUGAAAAGUGACUGCGUGGAGGAAAUAGAAGAAGUUAUCAAAGGCAUUCGCCAGGACUACUCCUUAUCACUUGAUGACAAGGUAGUGUGGUUCCUCCGGAGGGAUGGAGAACCUGUCCUGAGCAGUGAUGACAUGACCAAAGUUAUGCAAUCGCUGCGAGUCUCAGACAGUCCGGCUGUUCCUUAUAAUCCGGAGAUGAAUGGGACCUGCGAGCGUUUUAUGCGGACUCUGUUCGGCAGUGUGCGCACAAUGCUGACUAAAGUUGAUAAACGCCUCUGGUGUUACUGCGUCGAGUACGCUGGUGACUGCUGGGAUCGUUUACCGCAUAACUAUGCAAAAAUGCCUCAACAUGAUGGAAAGAGUCCAAUUGAAAUCUUAGAAGAAAAGACUGGUAGAAACUCAUCGAAGAGCUCAAUCGGCAUGCUCCGCCGAUUUGGUUGUCUAGUUUACUUUCGUGAACAAAUUCAAGCCAACACUCCUGAACCCAAGCUCUCGGCCAAGUACCGCCGUGGCGUCUUCCUUGGACUCUGUCCGAAGUCGUCUGGUUGGUUGGUUGGAACUUUCGCUCAUGACGAUCGUUGCAAGCUUGGACAUCGAUGGGCGGAAUACUCUACCCUAGAUGUAAAGUUCAGAGAGGACUACCUCACUAAGAAUAUUGAUUGGCUUUUGCCAGAUCAGAAGGGCAUCUACAUUGAGUAUGACCAACUGGAAAAUCUGCAGAGUGGCGCGUCGUCGCUGGGCUCCCCCUUGCUUGGGCAGUCAGUGCAAAGGCUGGAUCAUCAAUCGGGGUUCUCUGGCACGGAGCACAUUCCAGGUGGACCGACCGCGAUUUCCGACGAAUUAUUUACUGAGGCACUGGAUAAAGUAGAGGAAUCCAACGCAGCUGACACUCCUAAAAGUGUUCCACUUGAGGAGGGGAAUGCUGAAGCGAAGGAUAGCGAGACAUCUGCUCCGCUAAGUCCGUCUAAGUCGAAAGCGCCUUCUCCAGCACGUGUUGUGGCAGGCGAACGCCAUACACACGUCAAGAAGCGUGGCCGACCAAAAGGAGCGAAGGACAAAGCAGGUAGCAGGGUUCGAAGAACAAAGAAACAGUUAGAAGAACUGAGGAAGAGUGCGGCGCUGUUCGCUAGUGCUGUAGGUGGCAUGUGUGAAUUAGACGAAGAUGAGGAAUUCGUCGAAUCAUAUGUGAUUUUGUCCGUUGCUCAAGCACUCAAGUCUCCUGAUGCCGACAAGUGGCGGGAGGUCAUUGACAAAGAGCAUGCGAGACUACUAGCCUUCGAGACGUGGAAAGAAGCUUCUGACGAGGAGCUUGCGACCGCGCGACAGGCUCUACCAAUUGCCAUAAUUCUAACUAUUAAAAGAUGUGGAAGAUACAAGGCUCGCGCUUGUGUCCUCGGUAAUCUAGAUCGUUCAGGAGAGCUAAACACCUUCGCUCCCGUAGUUUCGCACGCCGCUAAUAGGCUGCUCCUGACUUCUGCUGCGUCAGAACAGGACUAUGUGAUCCCGUUCGAUUUAGAUUCUGCGUUCCUCAAUGCUGAACUCGAUCGCGAUGUCUUCUGCCGUCUCCCACCCAUUUGGGCAGAGAAGCAUGGGCGCGAGAUCGUGAAGCUCAAGAAGGCCUUAUACGGCUUGAAGGACGCACCACGAGCAUGGUUCAAGAAAUGUCACGACAUACUAGCCACCAUUGGCUGGGAGCCGUGUGAUUCUGCGCCAGGCUUAUGGAGAAAGCCGAGUGCGAAGGUACCAGGGAAGUUCCUCAGGAUGUCAGUCUAUGUUGAUGACAAUCUUGCAACGGGUCCUGAUCUUGAUGAACUCAAGACCGAACUAGAACUCAUCUUCUCGCGUGCCCCUGGCCGUGCGAUUGAUGUGGAGUCCGUUCCAACCCCUUGGGGUCAAACGUGGCUUGGGUUCGACUUCUUAGGCGCCAUCGUGUACUACUGCCGUGAAGCUCGAACGUUUCGGCUUAAUAUGGAGGAGUACAUUGAUAAAAUCGCAAAGAAAUUCGAAAUUGAUGUCGGAAAACCGGUUUACUCGCCCAAUUUUGACGAGUCGGCUUUUCUUGAGGAGGGGAUCAAGAUAGUCGAAGGGUAUCCCAUUCGUGAGGUAGUUGGUGCCUUGCUAUGGGUAGCUGUAACCGUGUGCCCGGACAUUUCUGUACCGGUGGCAGCAUUGGCUAGACAUGUCAGCAAACCCGCGUCAACUAGAAUGGUUAAAGCAGCCAGAAAAGUGCUGAAGUAUCUGGUGACAACGAGAGACCAAGGACUGGAAUACUCACCAGAACAAGAAGAAGAAUUCGGUAGAAUCUAUUCAAAGUUACUACCUGAAGGCAGAGAUAUGCCAGAGGUGAAUAUCUUUAGUGAUGCAGGUUUCGCCAACUGCGUAAAGACUAUGAGAAGCACAAGUGGAUCGAUCAUGUAUUUCAAAGGCGUUCCAAUCGCUUGGAGAAGUAACCGACAAACUGUCCGUGCUUAUUCUACGGCUGAAAGUGAAUAUAUUGCAGCUUCUGACACAAUUGUGCUUAGUGAACUGCAUGACUUUACAGACUUCUAUAGGCCUCUACCAACUCAGUUGGUACACACGCAGAACGGCUUGUCUCCCUCUUUAGACAAUGCUGUGCUCUGGAUCGACAACCAAUCCGCGAUCACAACAGCUAAAGCAACUGACACACGCCCGAAGAGUCGCCAUUAUGCACUUCGCUACUUGCGUGUGCGUGAUGCGGCCAGUAAGAUAGUUUUCUGUCCAACUAACUUAAUGGAGGCUGAUGGCUUAACUAAGUUAGAAUGUAGUUCGUCUCAGCGUAGACUACUACUUCACCAUAUAGAUAAUCCGAUACAUAAAGUUGAGUAUGAUGAUUGUGAUUCCUCAGACGAUGAAACGAAUGGGGAUGAUUUAGCUUACUAUAGCGUAGUAUAUUCGGUUUAUUUUGGUUUCUAGCCGAGUAUACCGUAGCCAUCGAAGAGUAGUUAGGAGAUAUGACUUCCGUGGUAGUCCAGAAGACUAGGGACUUCGACACGCAACGAUUGAGGAGGGGUGUUGGUCAAGGUCAUAACCCUAAUGGAUUCACAAAGAUCACAAGGAUAAAGAUCAGCAAAAUGACCAAGAUCGCCAGGCAAAAGGUUACCGGAGCACCAUCCAAACGCCCGACGGGUUUACCGUCGCGCGGGUGUCUCUGGCUUCUCCUCUCUCGUUGUUGUUGCAAGAGGUUACCGGAGCACUAUCCAACGCCCGACGGGUUUACCGUCGCGCGGGUGUCUCUGGCUUCUCCUCUCUCUCUCGUUUGUGGCUCAAGCCUCCCAACACAGUCAAGGACAAAACAGCACCGGAAUGAUCUCAAAGAUAACCUACAGACCUAAAUGCAUAUGGUUCCAAAAUCAAUGAUCAACAGGCAAAGGACCUUCAACGUAUUCAGAUAGAAGAAAUGGUGAAUGUUUCAUAGCUGUAAUCAGGUCCAUAAUGUCUUGUCAAGUUCUGACCAAUGAUAAACGCCAGUGCAUGAUGAUCGUAUGAAUCAAUGAUGACAGCAUAAGCGUUUCCAUAUGAAGCAUAUGAAAGCUUCCCCAUGCAACAUGGUAUCCCAAUGAUGAAGCUGAGACUUCCUCCUUGCAACCCCAAUGAAUAUCCACAGGGAUCAAAGCAGCCAGAGAUCAUUAGUCUCAGGCUGUGAGUGCAAAUUGUGCAAACAGUAUCACUCUCAAGCGUCUCUCACCGAGAAACUAGACGCGACUUAACAGUCUGCGUUCGAAUGUAUCCAACACUAAGACAAGAGCUCCGAUUUUUAAAAGCGGAGCUGCGGAAACACGAAACCAAAUCGGCGGAACUGCAGCAAGGUGCGUAAUGGAACGAAAAGUGGGCAGAUUGUGAGUCACGUUUUCAUCGUCAAGUGGAUCUUUUGCUUUUGCUAUGACGACGCUUUUAUCGAUUACAAACCCAGUAUCGAUUAGACGCGAGGAGAAAAUCGAGGUUGCUUUCAUCUGUUCUUGCAAGCAUUGGUGUACAAUUUUUUUCAUGUUUUGUUCUUAUAUCGCCUCAUGGGCCUCCGGCAUCUUCUACACCUAUAGCCAGGCGAAAGCGAAACUUACUAGGUCAACCCCAGUAUCAACAAUAAAGUUGAUUAUAUGAGUCCAGCAUGAGCAUUAAAGUUGAUCUCGCCCUCACCAGUUAUGCUGCCCCGCAUGAUCUGUAUUAUAUGAAAAAUUAGUGGUCUUGCUGCCGCUUUCCUGUGAUUGGGUAAAAAUCAUGAACCUUCGUGCUGGCAUAUAUCGUAAUUACCGCUAAUACUAAUAGAUUCAGUUUCAGAAAAUAAAAGAAAGAAACACUAACCUAAAUCUGUACAACCCAGUAGCAGUAUCCCCGAAAUCCGAUUCCCUGGAACAUGUGUCGCCAACGCAUGCAUAUAAAAGUAGAGGCAAACUACAAGCCGCCAGUGCUACUAAGCACUUUUCAGUUGCAGCGGGGGUUGGUCCUCGCGCGAACCCUCACUGUAAUGCCCCUGUUGAGUUGUGUCUAGUAUGAUCGGUUUCCGCGGUGUGCUAAGCUACUUAGCUAUUUCACGACAAGACGACGGUGGUGCCUGUAGUUGUCAUCUAGGAAGCUGCUCUAUGAUUUCGUUGUACGAAAACUAUGUAGUACUAUCUUCACUAUGAUCUAGUUGGUGAUGUCAAUUUCCGCGUAAGAUAGAGUGCAGCUUCAGCCCCUUCGUUUUGUGUUUGGACGUUUUUGUGGUCCCGUCUUGGUAAAUUGUCGGACCAAAAAGAAGUUGAAGGAUCCUAGGUUUUGAAAAAGGAAAAAAGAAGUACG
This is a messenger RNA of Amoebophrya sp. A25, 10541 nucleotides long. The record is from the annotation of a GenBank genome assembly. NCBI's taxonomy places the organism in Eukaryota, Dinophyceae, Syndiniales, Amoebophryaceae.